Messenger RNA from Brassica oleracea var. oleracea, 2052 nucleotides. Its product is annotated as pollen receptor-like kinase 3. Lineage: Eukaryota; Viridiplantae; Streptophyta; Magnoliopsida; Brassicales; Brassicaceae. Gene Ontology annotation, biological process: protein phosphorylation. The transcript has 2 exons. Gene Ontology annotation, molecular function: ATP binding; protein binding; protein kinase activity. The coding region runs from base 29 to 1972 and encodes 647 amino acids. The record is from RefSeq and is a predicted model, not a curated record.
AACACAAGGUUCUUGAAAACAAGAGUAAAUGGCCAUGGCCUGGCUAAUAUGGCCGUUCCUACUAUUCCUAACAGCACUUCCCGCAAAUUCAAUAACUGAAUCAGAAUCAUUGUUGAAGUUCAAGCAGUCAUUAAACUACGCCACGCCUCUCGAUUCUUGGACACCAGAUUCAGACCCUUGUGGAGGAGUGCAACUAUGGGUCGGAAUACUCUGCAACAAAAACUCAGUCUUUGGCUUACGGCUCGAACAGAUGGGUCUCUCAGGAACCAUCGACGUUGCCUCCUUAAUGGACUUACCAGCGUUACGCACCUUAAGCAUAAUGAACAACUCCUUCUCCGGUGAUAUACCCGAAUUUAACCGGUUAACCGGUCUGAAAUCUAUUUAUUUAUCGGGUAACCGGUUCUCUGGUAACAUCCCUUCCAACUAUUUCUCAACAAUGGUUUCUCUGAAGAAAGUUUGGCUCUCAAACAACGAGUUCUCUGGUCUCAUUCCUCUCUCGUUGGCCACUAAGUUGCCUAAUCUAAUAACGUUACACCUCGAAAACAAUCAGUUCAUUGGGAAUAUACCGAACUUCACCCAACCGAGUUUAGUUGAUGUUGAUCUCUCAAACAACAGACUAAACGGAGGAAUACCAUCCGGUUUGUCGAAAUUUGACGUGAGGAUUUUCGCGGGGAAUCCUGGCCUUUGCGGUGAGCAGCUAGCAACUACAUGCACGCAGCCGAAAGAUGCGACUGCAUCGAUUUUAAUAGACGGGACAAUGAAAGAUGCCUAUAAGACCAAAUACUAUAUAGCAUUUGGUACACUAGGGUUCCUUUUAGUGGUUACCAUCAUCUCCUUGUUCUUCAAGAAGAAGAAAAAGAGGAGAAAGAGGAGGAAGAGGACGCGUCGUGCCUCUGAACAAGAAAGCAACGACGACCAACAAAUCCAGGUAAUAGUUGACGGAUCAAGAACUGGUGGCUCGAGGCAGAGUAAGAGCAGUCGCUCCGGCGAGCUGAGUGAUAGAUCAACAGGUUUGACGGGGACGGCGGAUUUGGUGAUGGUGAACAAAGAAAAGGGUGUUUUCCGUUUAUCAGACUUGAUGAAAGCAGAGGCUCACGUUCUCGGAGACUCUGGUGGCGGUGGCAGCCGGCCUAGCAGCAGCGGAAGCGUGGGAUCUGCGUACAAGGCAGUGAUCGAGAGCGGUGUCACGGUGGUGGUGAAGCGUGUGACGGUGAUGAAUCAAGUGAGUUUAGACGUGUUCGACAAGGAGAUUAAAAACUUAGGAAGCUUGCGACACAAGAAUGCAUUAACACCUCUUGCUUACCAUUUCCGACAAGACGAGAAACUGCUUGUGUCUGAAUACGUCCCCAACUUGAGUCUUCUUCACCGGUUACACGGCGAUCCCGGGGAGGCUUCUCGGUUAGAUUGGCCUUCACGGUUUAAAAUCAUCCUUGGAAUUGCGAGAGGGAUGUGUUACCUCCACAAGGAGUUAGGGUUUCUAAGCUUACCUCACGGAAACCUAAAGUCGAGUAAUAUAUUCCUAGCCGACGACGGCGAGCCACUCAUCUCCGAGUUCGGACUACAGAGACUGAUUAACCUCGACGAUCAAGUUCAAUCUCUAGUAGCGUAUAACUCUCCCGAUGAAACCGUCUCUUCGAAGUCUGAUGUGUUUAGUUUCGGGGUCGUGGUGUUAGAGAUCUUGACGGGGAAGUUUCCGUCGCAAUACGCCGGAUUGAAUAGAGCUGGCGGGACGAAUGUGGUGGAGUGGAUUGGCUCAGCCGUGGAAAAAGGUGAGUGGAUGGAUCUGCUUCAUCAUACGGUCGUAGCCGCCGCUGCUGAUGAUGAAACGUCGUCGGAGGAGAUAGAGAAUGUUUUACGGAUUGGUGUGAGGUGCACUGGAGAUGAUCCAGAUCGGCGGCCUAGUAUGGGUGAAGUUGUUGACGAACUAACGAUGGAAGAUUCUAGCGACGACUUCAUCACCAUAGAAACUUAGCUUCACUUUUACUUUUGAGAUCCGAUGAGUUCCAACCGUUAGAUUCGUGCAGAUUCACCAUUUUUGUAUUAAUUAUGAUU